Messenger RNA from Salvia splendens (bonfire salvia), 998 nucleotides. Its product is annotated as vesicle-associated protein 1-2. Gene Ontology annotation, cellular component: endoplasmic reticulum membrane; plasma membrane. The coding region runs from base 45 to 803 and encodes 252 amino acids. Lineage: Eukaryota; Viridiplantae; Streptophyta; Magnoliopsida; Lamiales; Lamiaceae. The record is from RefSeq and is a predicted model, not a curated record. Gene Ontology annotation, biological process: endoplasmic reticulum membrane organization. The transcript has 7 exons.
UUCAUUUCAACUGCUAAUUAUCUUUCUGCAAGUCGUUGCUCAAAAUGUCCAUCUCCGAAAAGCUUCUCGUAAUCGAACCUCAAGAGCUCACCUUCCGCUUUGAGUUAAUGAAAAAUGCAUCUUGCACGAUUCGAUUGCGCAGUAACUCCUCCAGGCAUGUUGCUUUUAAGGUUAUGACUACCAGUCCAGAAAAGUACUUUGUUAAACCAAAUAAUGGAAUUCUUUCGCCUGGAUCAACUUGUCACGUUGAAGUUACUAUGCGCGCUCCAGAGGAGGUCCCUCCGAACAUGGAGUGCAAGGAUAAGUUUCUGAUCAAGAGUGUUCUUGCAAGUCCUGAUGACACGGUUGCUAAAACACGAAAACUGUUCAACGACAGAGCACACGCCGUUGGAGAUUACAAACUGAGGGUUGUUUAUGUUCUUCCACAACAGCAGCAGUCACCAAAUUUGGAUAGAUCAGGAGGAGGCUCUUCAAUCUUGAAAGGAAGAAGUUCGAAUAGUACUCAGCUCGGGGGCAAGAACGAGUGGCUUGGUGACAAUCUGUACAUGAAGGCCGUCGCUGUUCUGUUUCUGAGUUUGAUCUUUUUGUACCUCGUCAUGAGGAUUCUCCCAGUGAUAUGGAGUUGGAUGUUUGUGGCGACGUUUUUUGUAAUAAAGAUGGCAAAGAGGCUGGUUUCGGAUUCAGUUGAGGAUUGGGUAGUCAAGACUCUCGUCUACAUCUGUCUUCAUUUCUUUACUGUUGUUUUCCAGCAGCGUAAGAGAAGCAGAUCCGGCCGUGAAACUGGAGUUCCCGUUGUCAGAUGAUUCGAACUCCGUGCAUGUAUAGAUGUUGUUGACAUGUUAUAUAUGUGAAGUGCAAAUGGAAAGGUGAAAAUAUGUGUGUGUUUCCUUCUUAUCCAAGUGCUUGUAUCUGCUUUUGUUCAUCAAAGGAAAGGGUAUAUACAUGUAUCACUCUAAAUUCCAAAUAAUUUCCAGUAUAUAAAAACUGUGCUUAAGUUU